This is a messenger RNA of Lagopus muta (rock ptarmigan), 6271 nucleotides long. It is a transcript of the gene SLC29A1, whose product is annotated as solute carrier family 29 member 1 (Augustine blood group). Gene Ontology annotation, molecular function: nucleoside transmembrane transporter activity. Lineage: Eukaryota; Metazoa; Chordata; Aves; Galliformes; Phasianidae. Bases 4131 to 5480 code for a protein of 449 amino acids. Gene Ontology annotation, cellular component: plasma membrane. The transcript is spliced from 13 exons. The record is from RefSeq and is a predicted model, not a curated record. Gene Ontology annotation, biological process: uridine transmembrane transport; nucleoside transmembrane transport.
CAGCACUGGAUGCCCCCCGCCUCCGUGCUGCACCCGGCAGCUGAGAUAACAGCCCCGUGUGUUGGCAGCGAGGAUAUCCAACCUAUCUCCUGCCCAGUGAGGAGGCAGUGGGGAUCCUGGGCUGCAGGCUCAGGGAGAGCAGCCUUCCCUUCUCCCAGCAGGCAUAGGGGGUAGGGUGAAGUGAGCUCCAGGCUGACAUGGUGUCUGGAGCUGGGAUGCUUCCCUGGAAAAUGCUGAGGGGUAACAACUGUGUACCACGCAUGACCCUCAGUGGGGCUGCAGAAGUACUUUCUGCCUUGUGAUGUAGAGGGGAGGGGGAAAAUGUGAUGCUGGUUUCUAAGAAGGGCUGGUAAGAACUUCGGGGAAAAACGGGCUGGUAAUGCUGUUUGUGCUGCCUGCCACAGCAGCCCAGUAAGCUCCUGGGUACACAGCUUUGCAGAACACAUUCAGGUCUUUCAGCCCAGGUUUUAGGGAGGGAAGGUCUUCACAUGGCUCAAACAUUGGUGAAAAACAGGAAGCAGGGCGUAGGAGUAAGUGGUCAGUUUCUGCGGUGGAAGGAGAUCACUGUGUUCAGUCCCAUGCUUUUUCAGCAGUCAUGAGUGACCUGGAAAAGGGAAUGAGCAAUGAGCUGACAGAGUUUGCCUGAUGCUAUCGAAUUACUCAGGUUCGUGAGGACAAAUGCCAGCUAGAGAGAGCACAGAGGAGCGUUACAACAGCAGGCAGCAGGAGGAUGAAAUUCAGUUUAGAUAAGUAUCGAAUGAUAUGCAAAGGGAAGUAAUCGUCCCAAAUCUGCAGACAAGGUUACGCCCUGAGCUGACCACUCGCAGCAAGACCUGGGGUUAUUUCAUAUAGCUCUGUGGGCAGCUAGGGUCAUAAAAACAAGUCGAUUCCCUGAAGAAGAGCCUCUGUCACUCCUCGUGAGCGACAAAGCAGAAACAAAGCAAGAGAGCCUUGUGCCAUCGCCCCAGUCCACCGCUCCUAUUGUGGCCCCACCAUCUCCAAAAGGAUCUGGGAAAAGAUUUGGAGAAAAGCAGCAAGGAGGAUCAAAGGCACAGAGCUGUUUCCCUAUGACUAAGUGAGCUAGAAUUUCUCUGUUUGGAAAACAUGAUGUAGGGUGGCUGGGAUCCGCGCCUGGAGAGAGCCUGGAGAGUCAUGGCUGGCAUGAAAAAGGGGUCCGAUGCGUGUCUAGUGUGAAUCAAGAGCAGGAGCUAGCAGAGCUGCCCGUAGCAAUGCUGUGCCAUGCGGGAGGUUUUUGCCACAGGGUGCUAAAGGGCUCCCAGAUUGCAAAGGAAGUAGAAAAGCUCACGAAGUGAAACCUUCUGUGGGUUAUGAAACAGAACAAGCUGAGGAGCGGAACUGCUUGGAGAUGGGAGAGCAGUCAGGGUGUUGUUAUCCAUGCCUGUGCUGCUCUCAUACUUAAUCGGUGCUGACUUCAGCCCUGUGUUGGACUCUGGUUUGCCACAAGGCAUGGCCCCCACUUUGAGUUGGUCCUGGUCCAGUGAGACAGGCAGCCAUGCAGAUCUGCCUCUUGGGAAAGGCAGCAGGCGUGCUCACAGCUGGCGGUGGAGGUACGUCGGAUGGUGACUACAAAUGAAGAGACUAGACUGGCAUGGCCAGAGCAAGGUAGGGGAGCCUACGUGUUACAGUAAAUUGGUCGAUGAGGAAACUCACUCAGACUCAAGUUGGAGUGUUAGAAAGCAGGCAUUCAUUAUUCUCAGCUCUGGAUGUACAAGGGGAUCUGGCUGGAGGUGGAAUCUUGAAGCUGAAUCCCAGCCACCAGAGUUUCAUGUGACUUGCACGUUUGUCAGGACUGCUCCCUGCCUGCAGGCAAACCCCGCUGGCCCCAGAAUGGGCUAUAAGCCUGGGGAGGCAUCUGGCCCUGCCCUGCCUUGGUGGCACCAGUAGGAACUGUUGAUCACAUCCCUGCAAAGCGAGUAGCAGCAGGAGGGUGCUGAGGUGCUUGCAGCUUGCCUGCAUGUAGCCCCUUCACUGAGGAUGGCAAAGGUGGCAGAAAGGGCUUGGCUUUAACAAGCUGGAGGAGACCCAUUGUAUCCCUACCACCGCCAUGGAACUGCUCCACCACAGGAAGCCGGACAUAUUCUCUGCUUUCCGUCAGCCAGGCAGCAGAGCAGGAGAAGGGCGAUGCGUGAGAAAGGAAAUCUCCGGAGCUGGGUGACAAACUACUGCCUGCAGGCGUGGCUGUCCUGCAGUGCCAGUUUUUCUGCAGAGGUUGGGCGUUUUGUGCCAUGGCUGUCCCUGCUGUGGGUUCUCGGGCAUUGGCCCAACAGUAGGUGUCACGCAGCAUGUGCCUGAGCCUUUGUGCUGAGUAAACGGGCAAUUACAAUUGGGCUCUCCAUUGUUUGAAUGUGGUCAAAGGGGACAGCUGCUGUUUGCUUAGCAGUUCGUGCUCUUUUCUUGCUCCUUCCGUUCACACAUCACUUCCACACUUGCAAUGAACUGCUCCGUGCCUGGGAGUAAGCGGAUGUCCACACGCAGAGGCCUUGAACUGCUCCUCCUUUCCCAUGCCCUCGUGGCAGGGCAGAUGGCUGAGGUCCUUGGAGGUGCUGGGGGCUGAGGAUGCACGGAGCACCAUCCCAUAUCUCUUAUCACGGGGUUGCUCUGGAUUUGUGAUUGUAGAGCUGCUCUCACCUGGUUGGAGCACCGUUGCCACCUGUUGCUUGUGUUGGUUUGUUUGAUCUUUUCUGUUUACUAUAGUGUUGUUUGUAAGAGCUGGCAGCUGGACGUGUUUCCAGCCGUAAUGAGCACUGACCCGCAUGCCCCUUGGCACGGAUUGUCUCUUAGUGGAAAAAAAUUAGAAGGCAUUUAGCAAAGUGAGACAGAAAACAAACAAAGCUGGUAGGAGGCUGCGGCAGGGCAUUGCUGCCAAGGAGGCCGGGCUGUUGAUGAAGCACGGAAGCAGGUGGCGGUGGAAAAGACAGCACCAGGGAAGCACUCCUCAAACCCCAGUCCUGUCCUGCUGGCUCCUGCCUGCUGCUCCAGCACUGUCAUGCCCUGCAUGCUGCUGGCUGCCCGCCGGCUGUGGUACCUGACACCUCUCCCCCCGCCUCCUCUGCAGAUGCUGUCAGGGGCACGUGGCUCUGGCCCCUGUGACCUGAGCACUCCUGAGAAAUGGUGGGGCUGGGAAAGACGGGGGGAAGGCACUGCUUUCAAAUUCACUGGGCAUAGGGUGGGAUCAGUGAUUGCCCUGGCACUGGCCUUUGCGCUUAUGUCUGCGGCAGAGCUCCCUUCUCUGCUCCUCAGGACAGCACUGUCACCCCAGGGAAGAUGGGGGGUGGUCUGGGAGUAGAGCUGGGGCCUUGUGUGGGUGAGGGGUGGCCUGCUGAGGGCCGCAGGGUGCGCUGGAGCUUUCCACCUGUUUCUCAGGGACAACAAGUGGCCCCGGCAGUAUUUCUUCCUAUGGGGAUGACAGUCACGCUCGCAGGCCCCCUGCUAAUCCAGUGCCAGGGAGCAGGCUGCCUCUUGCCUGCAGGGAUGCUGGCAGGCUGCCAGGAGGGGAUUUUCAGGAGGGGAUUUUACUGCACUUUCUCUGGAAGCAUUGGUGGCUCACAAGGGCAAACGGGAGCUGUCUCAGUCUACAUGGGAAGACAGGAAGCCGUGCUGCAUCAGGCUGCUGGGACUGUGGGUACGCUGUGCUGCCAUGCCAUGCACAACCUACAGGACUGCACUACCCCUUGCCACCUUCCUCAGCAAGGCAGUUGAUAUGAAGGAUGUGAGCCGUGCCUGGAAGCACACGCGCUCCUCCGUUGCCUUUAAUGUGGGCUGAGCCUUGCUCGAACUACAGAUCCCAGCAUGCUGCUUUCUGCCGGCCCCGUGGCCGUCCUACCUGGCAGGCAGGCUGCUGCUGGCAGGCAGGGAUGCUGCAGCCCACAGCCGCGCAGGAGAGGAGGGAGGCCGAGCAGGCGGCUGAGGGAGGGCACGGUGCGGGGGGUUGAGCACGUGGAGCCCUGCUGCAAUUGCUUGGAGAAGUGGAUGAAUGCCCCAUGCUGCGCUGUCCUGAGGGGAAAACAACGAGGCAGGCCUGUGGCUUCUGCGGGGGGCUGAUUCUGCUAUGCCUGAGGGAGAGCCACCACAAGACUUGCUGGGACCCGUGCUGACCCUCACCACGCACAAUGACAACAAGAGAUGGACCACAGGACAGGUACAAGGCUGUCUGGUUGAUCUUCUUCAUCCUCGGCCUGGGAACGCUGCUGCCAUGGAAUUUCUUCAUGACUGCCAGGCAGUAUUUCAUCGACCGCUUGGCAGACCCACAGAACACAAGCUGCCUCUCAAACCAGACCAGCAUGGGCACUGCCUCAGAACUCUCCUACCUGCAGUCUAUGUUUGACAACUUCAUGACUCUCUGCUCCAUGGUGCCCCUCCUCAUCUUCACCUGCCUCAACUCCUUCAUCCAUCAGCGGAUUCCCCAGCAGAUCCGCAUCUCGGGCAGCCUGGUGGCCAUUGGGCUGGUGUUCUUAAUCACUGCAAUUAUGGUGAAGGUCACCAUGGAGCCUCUUCCCUUUUUUGUCUUCACCAUGAUCAGCAUUGUCUUCAUCAACUCCUUUGGUGCCAUGCUGCAGAGCAGCCUCUUUGGUCUGGCCGGCCUCCUGCCUGCCAGCUACACAGCUCCCAUCAUGAGUGGGCAGGGUUUGGCAGGCAUCUUCGCAGCUUUGGCAAUGAUAAUCAGUAUCAGCAUUGGUGCUCAGCAACCAGAGAGUUACAUUGGUUACUUCACCACGGCUUGUGUGGCGAUUCUGCUGGCUGUCGUCUCCUACAUCCUUCUACCUCGCAUGGAUUUCUUCCGGUACUACUCCAUGAAGGACAAGACAGAGUACCGUGUGUACAACGCAGAGCUGGAGACCAAGAGAGACCUGAUUAAGAAAGAUGAGCCCAACGGGAUGGAGCAGAAUAACUCAAAGAUCAUCCCUGUCCACAACCCGGAUGAGAAGCCCUCGGUCAUCUCCAUUUUUAAGAAGCUCUGGGUCAUGGCAGUGUCUGUCUGCUUAGUCUUCACCGUCACCAUUGGGGUCUUUCCUUCCAUCACAGCUAAGGUAUCCACUACCCUUGGAAAGGAAAACAAAUGGGAUCUCUACUUCAUCUCAGUCUCCUGCUUCCUGAUAUUUAAUGUCUUUGACUGGAUGGGACGGAGUCUGACUGCUCUCUUCACAUGGCCUGGGAAGGACAGCUGCCUCUUGCCGGUGAUGGUGGUCUUACGUGUCAUCUUCAUCCCCCUUUUCAUGCUGUGCAAUGUGCAACCCCGAAACCACCUGCCCGUCAUAUUCUCUCACGAUGCCUGGUACAUCAUCUUCAUGAUCUUCUUCUCCAUCUCCAAUGGCUACCUGGCCAGCCUUUGCAUGUGCUUCGGGCCCAAGAAAGUACUUGCCCACGAAGCAGAGACAGCUGGAGCAGUCAUGGCCUUUUUCCUGACACUGGGCUUGGCCCUAGGAGCCGCUGUCUCUUUCCUGUUCCAAAUUCUCAUCUAGCAGAGGCACCCAGAGGGUGCAGGCAUACUAAGAUGGCUCCGCAUCCUCCUCCGAGGCCCUGGACACCUCUGUGCUGUGGGGUGAUAACACCUCACUCCUGCCCCUGCCAAAUCACGCUGCCACAGCAGAUGUUCCAUCCAGGGACGGUUCCACUCUUCCAGGGUUGGUGUGGCUCCUGCCAUGCCUGGCUGUGUGAUGCCUUCAGGCCUAUGUGCCUUUGCCUUCCCCGUGUUGUGUGUAAAAUUCCCAGGACCUCACUGAGGUCCAUCUGCCUCCUGUGACACAGAAGUUCCCCAGCUCAAGGCCGAAAGCCAUUGCAAGCCUCCUCCUCUCCGCCAGGCAGAGCUGAAGGCUGGUAUCCAGUGUUACUCCCCCUCCUGCUCUUAUUGCAGGCAUCCUCUCCCUCCCCUCAUCCUACACUGCAGCUUUUCUCCUACUGGAGACACUUGCAGAUAGGGAAAACCCCAGCCGGCCUCGCCAGCCCCACACUGCCACACCCUGGGCCGCUGGGUUUGAAGGGCGAGAGAUAUCCGUGUCCCGUCCACGCCAAGAGCCAGCACCGCGGCUCAGCAGAUGAAGAGCUGUGCACCCUUUGCUUCUCCCUGCCCCCCGCGUUCAGCCCCCACAUAACCGGUUGCUCAUUCUGCCUUUGUUCGCUCUCCUCCCCCCGCAGGAGGAAGGCGGCGGUUCCCGGCUGCGGCAGUCCCGGCCUGCCCCCGGCUGCCCCCCGCGCUCUGUAAAUGUAUCUGUAAAUGUACAGUUGCCUUUUUCUAUAAAAAGACUGAAACGUG